Messenger RNA from Kwoniella shivajii, 2442 nucleotides. RefSeq lists its product as uncharacterized. Gene Ontology annotation, biological process: anaphase-promoting complex-dependent catabolic process; protein K11-linked ubiquitination. The transcript is spliced from 10 exons. Lineage: Eukaryota; Fungi; Basidiomycota; Tremellomycetes; Tremellales; Cryptococcaceae. The record is from RefSeq and is a predicted model, not a curated record. Bases 1 to 2442 code for a protein of 813 amino acids. Gene Ontology annotation, cellular component: anaphase-promoting complex; nuclear periphery.
AUGAUCAUUCCGGAUAGAACAUCUUUCACAGCCCUCUCUUCGAUAUCUUUACCUUCAACACACAUCCUUCAUCCUGGAUCAUGUAACCCUUCAAUGGACUUGAUCGUUCUUCUUUCGUCUCCUGCUUCGCCUUCACAAUCUGGCCCAGCUUAUAGUCUAAAAGGUAAAGGGAAAGAAAUCCCCUCCAAAACACAUGUAUCACUGUGGAGAACAGGUGGAAGUAAAGUGUGGCAAGUAGAUGUAAAAGGGGCAGUAGGUGGUUUAGCUUGGUCUCCUGACGGAUUAAUACUAUCUAUCUUAUCAAUAAGAUUGUCUAAUUCGAAGAGUAUAGAUCAUCUGUCCGUGCAUACAGGAGAGAUCAUUCGAUCGAUUCCUCUUCACCAAGAUCUGGGUAUAAAAGGAUAUGACGUCUUGGGAAUUGGGAAAUGGGUAGAUAUGGAAUGGCGUUCUGCUCCAACAGGAUGGGAAGAGAGAAAGAACGGCUCAGCAUUAGGAAUAAUAGAUUCAUUACCGAAAGUAACACCAGUAGAUCCGCCCAAACCUCCUAAUGCAUUGCCAUUUAUGCGACAAACAAAUGUCAUACCGCCAAAACCGACUCUUCACUCAACUUUAUCAGCUUUCCCUGCUUUACUCCCAUCAGCAAUUCCAAUCUCGCCUGAUAUCCUAGUCAUCUCUGCAUUCCCAUUCUUAACAGGAACCUUUCCACUCCCUCCUCAAACUAGGAUACCGACUCAAGGUCUGUUGGAAUUAGCGAAGGCAUCGGAUAAGAUGGUCGGAUUUUUAGAUGUCAUUUUGAGAGGAUUGGAAAAUGCCGAAGUUGCUUUUAGAGAAGGAGAGAAACAAACUAUGAUUUGUAGAGAGGAUCUGGAAACCUGCGCUCAGCAACAAGCGAUGUCGACAUUUGAUGUACAUUCUGAUUUGUUCAGAUUCCUGAUGACUGGUAGAAGUGGUGUAGCUGUCAAUGAAUGGCUAGGUAGUCGUCUCACAGGAAGAACCAUAACCAAAUGGGACCAAACUAUGGAUACAUCGUUUCGAACAAUUCAAAAUCUUAUAAACGAAAGUAUCUCGCCCGCACUCCAACGAUUGAUUCUUCUAUUAGAAGAGAUAAGAGGUUGGAGUAGAACACCCAAGUAUCAGACCCAAUUACAUCUAAAGGAAGCCGAGAUCGGCAAAGCCAUAGAUACGGUCUUAGGAUUUGCGAAACUGGUUGAAAGGAUGAGAAGAGAUGCAGAACAUGAGAUGGCUGCUACCGCUGAAUUCAUGAAAUGGUUGAAGUAUGAAAUCGCAAGAGCGGCAUCUCAUGAUCCUACAUCGGAUGAUCUCCCUUCACCAACGCAUGAUUUGAAGCUAGUCUGGUCAUUCAUGAUUAACGGCUUCGUUCAUUCUUCAUUCCAUAAACACUUCCCUUACUUACUUGUCCGACCUCCGAAAGAUUUUCUUCCUGAUGAUCACGUAUUGUAUCCACGCCAAUCAGUGAAACCCUUACUUGAAACGUUGGAAGAAACUGGCUCUGCACUGAAGAUAGGCGACCGAAGGGAUAUAGGUACCCCGUCCACAAGAGCGAAUGGGUCUAUGGACGAUUCGACCACUUCAGGAUCAAUGAGCAUGUCAAUAUCGAUCGAUGAUGAUCAUCAUCUAGAUUCGGAUGGCGGAGGUGAUGAUGGAGAUAUUACUCCAACUCAAGUAAUCUCAGAUGAUGAUAUUUCAAGGGCAUCAAGUCCGGAUACGGUUGAAAGAAAAACUUUCCCUCCUGAAGAACAAGAAAUACAAAGAACGUUAGAUCAGGAGCCGUGGGUAUGGGCAAACUCGCUGACACGAGCUCUAGAAGGGCUGAUAAAGAGUGCUAUUGGCGAGAUUGGGGGCAAAGAGGAACCGAAGCAGGAUGGCCUUUUAAGAGACAAACGAAUUGUAGAGGACAUGAGGUGGGAAGCGCUUAUUAGACCGGAGACUAGACAGCUGUGGAUAUUGUCGAGCAGUUCAUCGCAAACACGGAUAUCUGCCUUUACACUCUUUGAUUCCGAACAAUCUACUACCUGCUUGGCAAUGCAAUUCUUCGAUGAUGAGGAAAUAGUACUUCUACUCGAAAGUGAGGAUGGGAGAUAUCUUGUCACUAUACGGUAUAGCGACGCGGUAAAUGUUAUGGUGCAAAUACCCCGUGACGAUGAGCGGACGUUGGGGGAAAUGGUAGAUACCUAUCAAUCUACGCUUAAAUCCUUCUCGGCAAUACCGAUCAAUCGAUCACGAUAUCUUGGUCCGACACCUCAAUAUGAAGAGCAGGAAGGUAAAGCUGAAAUAGCUCUGAAUGGUAGAAAGGGAAGGAGAUUAGGAUGCGUUCUUGAUGAAGGUGGUAAAGAAGUAUCUGUUUGGGAUUUAGACGUUGAUGAAGACGAAGAAGAUGAGAAUGGAGAAGGAGACGAAGAGAUGGAAGGGGUCGAAGAAUGA